AGCAGAGAGAUCCACAAGGACGCUCUUGAAAGGCCCAGAGGAGAGAUGUUGGACGAGGGUGAUGGCAGGAGAGCAGACAAAGGGGCGGGACAGGAAGUACAAACAGAAAAUGUCACAGUGGCUGAGGGUGGAGUGGCUGAGAUCACCUGCCGUCUGCACCAAUACGAUGGGUCCAUAGUUGUCAUCCAGAACCCAGCCCGACAGACCCUCUUCUUCAAUGGCACCCGCGCCUUGAAGGAUGAGCGGUUCCAGCUUGAGGAGUUCUCCCCACGCCGGGUGCGGAUCCGGCUGUCAGACGCCCGCCUGGAGGACGAGGGAGGAUACUUCUGCCAGCUCUACACGGAGGAUACCCACCACCAGAUUGCCACGCUCACUGUGCUAGUGGCCCCAGAGAAUCCUGUGGUGGAAGUCCAGGAGCAGGCGGUAGAGGGCGGCGAGGUGGAGCUCAACUGCCUGGUUCCACGGUCCCGCCCGGCAGCCACCCUGCGUUGGUACCGGGACCGCAAGGAGCUGAAAGGAGUGAGCAGCGGCCAGGAAAGUGGCAAGGUCUGGAUUGUGAGGAGCACAGUGCGGUUUCGAGUGGACCGCAAGGACGACGGCGGCAUCGUCAUCUGCGAGGCCCAGAACCAGGCGCUGCCGUCUGGACACAGCAAGCAGACGCAGUACGUGCUGGACGUGCAGUACUCCCCCACGGCCCGGAUCCAUGCCUCCCAAGCUGUGGUGAGGGAGGGAGACACGCUGGUGCUGACGUGUGCUGUCACAGGGAACCCCAGGCCAAACCAGAUCCGCUGGAACCGCGGGAAUGAGUCUCUGCCCGAGAGGGCUGAGGCCGUGGGGGAGACGCUCACGCUGCCCGGCCUGGUAUCUGCAGAUAACGGCACCUACACCUGCGAGGCGUCCAACAAGCAUGGCCAUGCGAGGGCGCUCUAUGUGCUCGUGGUCUACGAUCCCGGUGCAGUGGUAGAGGCUCAAACGUCGGUACCCUACGCCAUCGUGGGCGGCAUCCUGGCGUUACUGGUGUUCCUGAUCAUAUGUGUGCUAGUGGGCAUGGUCUGGUGCUCUGUACGGCAGAAGGGCUCCUAUCUGACCCACGAGGCCAGUGGCUUGGACGAGCAGGGAGAAGCAAGAGAAGCCUUUCUAAAUGGCAGCGACGGACACAAGAGGAAAGAAGAAUUCUUCAUCUGACCCCACCCCAACCCCAGGCCUGGGCGUGGGCUGGGGUCCCCCCCCACUGCCAGCUGCAAGGAACCAGCAAAGACAUUUACCAGAGUCUGGGAUGGUGGGCUUCUCCCCCACCACUAACAUGUCAGACGCUUGGGCAGGAAUGGGGGUGUUGGAUGCCUGGAUCUCUGCAAGGGCCAGAAUGAGGGCCCAGAGGUCUGAGUCCCCCAGGGGGCAGGGGCCAAAGGUCUAGAUACCCCAAGUCCAGGGAGGGCGCUAGGGAUUGGGUUGGGGGAAGAUAACUGGGGGAAGGCCAGAGCCCCUAGGCUACAGAACCAGGUCAUGUGGGGAAGGGAUCAGAUUCUGGGCAGGGCAGGGUGGGCAGGGAAGGGGAACACAGAUUUCUUUGGGGGUCUCAGACCUCAUGCCAGCCACUGUAAGAGUUCCACAGAGCUCUGGGCACCUCUUUGCAAAGCCAUGUUUGCACGGUGGGGAAGGGGUGGGGGGAGGGCAAGGAAACAGGGAUUCUGUGUCUUUGUGUCAUAACUUUGAUGGGGGCAGUGAGGGAGACAGCCCCACCCUUUACUCCAAUCCCCCUUCCUAGGUUCCUGGACUCCCCUUCCUUCCAUCUCCUCCCCCUACAUCAAUCCCACCCAUAUUUGUCUCUCUGUCCACCCACUCCUGGGGGGGCCUUCCCCAUCUCUCCUCUGGGCCCCCCAGGGAGGGGGAAAGGA
This is a messenger RNA of Tupaia belangeri chinensis (Chinese tree shrew), 1895 nucleotides long. It is a transcript of the gene CADM4, whose product is annotated as cell adhesion molecule 4. The transcript has 9 exons. Gene Ontology annotation, cellular component: cell-cell contact zone. The record is from RefSeq and is a predicted model, not a curated record. NCBI's taxonomy places the organism in Eukaryota, Metazoa, Chordata, Mammalia, Scandentia, Tupaiidae. Gene Ontology annotation, molecular function: vascular endothelial growth factor receptor 2 binding. The coding region runs from base 46 to 1185 and encodes 379 amino acids. Gene Ontology annotation, biological process: negative regulation of peptidyl-tyrosine phosphorylation; regulation of wound healing; regulation of Rac protein signal transduction.